AUGGUGCCUCGCAUUCAGAUAUUGCUACUUACAUUCUUCCUUAUCGCUAUUGUUUUUGCAUCACCCAUCAAGCACAACAAGAAACGCUCUUUUAAAAUUCCCGUAAAACGAAACCCAGCCUACAAACCCAAUGGAAAGGCUGCAUACAAGCGAGCCUUGUACAAGUUCGGUCUCGGCGACAUCAGCUUUGUACCCGACGGCGAAGUAGCGACGAGGAUCCGGGCAUCGAGCAACACCUCGAUCAACGCCGCCGACAACGAGGAUGGGGCGACGACCGCCUCUCCGACCCAAAACGAUGCCCAGUUCCUCUCACCCGUCGAAGUCGGUGGUCAGACCCUGAUAAUGAACUUCGACAGUGGUUCAUCCGAUACAUGGGUUUUCAAUACCAACCUUCCAGCAGCCUCUCAAAGGGGUCACACCAUCUACGACCCCACCAAGUCCACGACAUUCCAAACCCUCCAAGGCACAUUCAAUAUCACCUACGGAGACUCAUCAUUCGCCAACGGCCCAGUCGGCCUCGAGAGAAUCGACAUCGGCGGUGCGACCGUUGACGCCCAAGCCAUUGGCCUACCAAACGUAGUAUCCGAUUCCUUCGUGACCGACUCAGCCUCCAACGGGCUCGUGGGCCUCGCGUUCUCGCGCCUCAACACGAUUCGUCCGAACCAACAGAAGACCUUCUUCGACAACAUCAUGGCCGACCUGACCCUCCCAGUCUUCACCGCGCAACUCAUCUCCGGCGGCCUGGGGUCAUACGAGUUCGGUAACAUUGACACCAACGCCUUCAAGGGCGACCUGACCACCGUCGCCGUCGACAGCUCACGGGGCUUCUGGGAGGUCAGCUCCGCGGCCGCCAAGGUCGGAGGCCAGACCACCAACAUCCCCAAUGGCAAGGCCAUCGUCGACACGGGCACCUCACUCAUGCUCGUUGGUGACGAGAUGCUCGUCGCAUACUGGAGCACCGUCGAGGGCGCCCAGCUGAGCGAGCAGGCCGGAGGUAUCAUCUUCCCCUGCAACACCGCUCUGCCUGACCUGCAGGUCGCCGUCGGAGACACCUACUUCGCUACCGUGAGUGGCGACGGCAUGAACUUUGCGGAGGUCGGCACCGACAGGACGACUGGAACGGACUUCUGUUUCGGCGGUCUACAAUCCAGCCAAGGCCUCCCCUUCGCCAUCUACGGCGACGUCUUCUUCAAGUCACAAUUCGUCGUCUUCGACGGCUCCGGGCCCGCCAUCGGCAUUGCCGAGCAUUCGUGA
Molecule: messenger RNA, 1254 nt
Organism: Exophiala bonariae
Lineage: Eukaryota; Fungi; Ascomycota; Eurotiomycetes; Chaetothyriales; Herpotrichiellaceae
Exons: 3
Coding region: 1-1254 (417 amino acids)
Biological process (GO): proteolysis
Molecular function (GO): aspartic-type endopeptidase activity
Source: RefSeq, a predicted model, not a curated record